UCCCUGGUCCAAUUGACGAAGUGAAACGCACUUCAAGUGGCGACAGGGAUUAAGUGUUUACAGAGGUCCGCGAGUGCGUGUCCUGGAGUGGAAAGCAGCUAGGAAUGUUAUAUAAUAGUGGGAGGGUUCGAUGUUCCAGUGUAUAUGUUAUGCGUAUGAGAGUGUUGAUCAAAAGACCAUUGUAGCGUCUAAACUGCCGCAAAUUACACAAGAAGAAGAAGAAGAAGAAGAAGAAGAAGAAGAAGAAGAAGAAAGUGUUGAUAAAUCGAAUGAAACAGUUAGCCAUCAGUCAAAAUGCUGGAAUGGAUUCUGGUGUUGACGUGCAUCUUCAUUCUUUUUCUUUACAUCCGCAUUUCAAGACCCAAGAACUUUCCUCCUGGACCACGUCCAGUACCAUUUUUUGGAAAUCUGCUCCAACUCAACAUGGCCAAUCCUUUGAAAGACUUUAAGAGGCUGGAAAAUCGCUAUGGAAAGGUUUACAGUUUGUACAUCGGAUCAAGACCAACAGUAGUGCUUAAUGGUUUUGAGGUUAUAAAGGAAGCUCUUGUUACUAAGGCGGUCGAGUUUGCUGGACGCCCACAAGACCUCAUGGUCAACCAUGUCAUGGAGGGAGGAGGUGUUAUUGUGGUUGACUAUGGCCCUACUUGGAAAGAACACAGACGCUUUGCUCUCAUGACCCUGAGAAACUUUGGUCUGGGAAAGCAAACAAUGGAGGAGAGGAUUCUGGGAGAGAUCUCGCAUAUUGUUGAUAAACUGAAUAAAGCUGUUGGAAGCUCCAUUAAUCCUCAGACUAUGUUCCACAAUGCUGCAUCAAAUAUCAUCUGCUUGGUUCUGUUUGGAGCCCGCUUUGAUUAUGAUGAUGAAUUCCUCAAGCGUUUUAUUGAAAUCUAUACAGAGAAUGCAAAGAUCACCAAUGGACCAUGGGCUAUGAUUUAUGAUGCUUUGCCUAUGGUGAGAAGUCUGCCCUUGCCCUUUAAGAAGGCUUUUACAAAUGGCACUAAAGUCAAACAGAUGUCUUCAAAUUUGAUCAACGAGCACAAGAAGACCAGAGUCCUAGGAGAGCCGAGGGACAUCAUUGACUGCUAUCUGGAUGAGCUUGAUAAGAGAGGUGAUGAUGGUUCCAGCUUUUGUGAAGACCGACUUAAAUGGUUCAUUUUGGAUUUGCACUUUGCAGGGACUGAUACUACCUCCAACACCCUCCUUACUGGAUUCCUCUACCUCAUGAAUCACCCCGAAGUUCAAGCGAGAUGUCAGCAAGAGAUUGAUGAAGUUCUGGAAGGAAAAGAUCAGGCCUCAUUUGAAGACAGACACAAUAUGCCGUACACACAGGCUGUGAUUCAUGAAAUUCAGCGUGUGGCAAACACCGUACCACUGAGUGUGUUUCACUGCACCACCAAAGACACAGAGCUGAUGGGUUACAACAUCCCAAAAGGAACAAUUGUUAUUCCUAAUCUUAGUUCUGUACUGAAUGAAGAAGGUCAGUGGAAGUUUCCUCAUGAGUUUAAUCCAGCCAACUUCCUGAAUGAUGAAGACCAGUUUGUGAAACCUGAAGCCUUUAUGCCAUUUUCUACUGGGUCCCGUGUGUGUCUUGGUGAGGGUCUUGCUCGUAUGGAGCUCUUCCUGGUCCUCGUCACUCUUCUGCGUCGAUUCCAGUUUGUUUGGCCUGAAGAUGCCGGGGAACCAGAUUACACCCCUGUGUUUGGGGCCACGCUCACACCCAGGCCCUACAGAAUGCACAUCAGACACAGAGAACCAGCCAAAUAAUUAGGGCCCGAGCACCUUCUGCUUCUUCUGCUGAAUCUUCUGCUGCUGCUGCUUCUGCGACUUCAAAAUUAAUCACAAUUUUGAGGGCCUAAAUUUGCUCGAAAACUUAUUAAACUUUGCACACACGUCAGAAGGGACGAAAAUGUACAUGUGCUUAAGGCCUCAGAAGUGGGCAUGUAGAAAGGACCUGAAAGCGCCACCUGCAAAAUUUCAAGAGAACAGUCUUCCCGCUAAGAAAAACAUGCAGAUUCAAAAUUUGGUAGGGUCAUCUAUCACAUCAAGACCUACAAAAAAGUCCCCUGGAACCAAGCUCUAAACCCCAGAGGAAGUCGGCCAUUUUGAAAUUUUCGCUGUGAUUUCUCUGCAAAUUGAUUUCUCCUAGAGAUUUCAUCAGGUCAUUAUCAUAUUUGGUCAGUCUCAUCCAGUGUUGGGAGUAACGCAUUACAAAAUAUAAUAUAUCACAGUAAUAUAUUAGUUUUUGCUGUAACGCAGUAAUAUAAAAUUUUGGAUAUAUUGUACUCGUUACAGUCUCUUAGUAACGCGCGUUACAACAAUGCAUUUCAAAAUUGGACUGUGUUAUUUUUAUUUUUUAUUUUUCACCGAUGCCGUGCGACCAGGAUCCACACAGGAAAAAGCUGCGGGUAAAAUAGUAUGUCUGUUUCCGGGUGCUGUAUUCAGCAUGUUCAUUUUUAAUUUCAUUUUGUAUUUGAACUGCGAUUUGGACGCGUGCGCGUCAAAUAUAGAUGCGCAUCUUAAAGAGCCGCUUCUGGGAAGUCCGCUGCUGUAUAAGCAUUGACUAAAGUGGCCGCAAUCAGGUCCUGUAGCGCCGCACACGCAUGCAGUUUAAAAAAAUAAUCAUGCGAAUUAGAGCACUAAGUAAAAGCUUAAAGCUUAAAAAAACAGAAAGUUUCUAUCGGUCUCCCAUGUUGCUUGAACCCCAGAAGUAAAGAGACUUUUAGAAAGCUUGUCAGCAAAAUCCAUAUCAACACCAGCAAUAACAAGGCAAGCUAACGUUGCUAUUGUUACAGUCCAUAUACAUAAUAGAUUGCUAGGCUAUUCCUAUGCUAUCUACAGUUUUAUUACAAACAGCAACCUAAACUAAAACAUAACAUUAAUGUAGACUUAACAUGUUUAUCUAAAUAUAAUCUAGUACAUUUAAACAUCACUGUUUACAUUUUUUACCAGCUUUUGUAUGGUAGCCUAUAUGCAUUGUUUGGCAAAAAGCAGUGUUUCCCUUGUUUGUCUGUGUUUUAUUAAGCUAUUAUAUGUUAGCCUACAUGUAAUCCUUAUAUUGUACUGAAAUGAGCUGUAUUCCUCCACUUUUUGAUGAGUUGUGUCAACCAAGUCUUCACUGUGCCUAUUCAAAGCUUGCGGGCCAACACAUAACAUCUAGAUUUAUAAGCAGUGUUAUGAUCUUUACUGAGUCACAACAAAAUAAGGGAGUCACCACACAAUAAACUACAUUUUAACAUUUUAUAA
Messenger RNA from Paramisgurnus dabryanus, 3243 nucleotides. The record is from RefSeq and is a predicted model, not a curated record. NCBI's taxonomy places the organism in Eukaryota, Metazoa, Chordata, Actinopteri, Cypriniformes, Cobitidae.